UUUGUAUUAAAACUCAUUCAAGAUGGCCUCUGCCUUUAAUCCAUUUUUGGCCCCGGCAGAUGAAGCCAUGGCGCCAACCACCACAUCCGGCUUCAAUCCAUUUUUAUCCGACGUUGACUUCACUUCAGCCGCAAGCACUACGGGCGAGAACCCUUUCCUCUCGUCCUACACGCCGUCGAAUGCGAGCACAAACCCUUUCGCAUUCACAGACGAUACCAGCUCCAGUGAUGCUGCUGCUGCCAACUUUUUUACCACAGUUAACGAAGAACACCCUCCCGGUGAUGCGAACUUCUUUUCGCAAGAAGUAACAUCCAAUAACAUUUUUAGUGAUGUUCAAGUCCCGGACACUCAAGCUCCCGUGACGACCGUGGUCGAAAGUGUGACUGACGUUGAUUUCUUCGGUGGCCAAGACGACCUCCUCUCAUCGCAGGACUCGCAUUUGGUCGACCUACAAAUAAGCAAUGACCUAUCACCACCCUUCGGGACCCCUAAGAGGCCACCUCCUCCAAGGCCUCCUCCCUCUAAAGAAACGAAGGACUUGAUCCUCAACGUCACUGGGGCUAUGGAGGCCACCUCUUCCGAUUUACUUGACCGAUUGCAGGCCAACAGAACUCCCAGCCCCACGCCUCUUCGAGACCUACACUCACCGAGUCCCACCCCAGACGCACAAGUACAAAACCUGCUUGGCGAUGAUAUCAAUCAGCCAAACUUCUUCGACACCUCACAGCCAGGUUUCACAGAGGCAAAGUCUCAAAACCUCCUCGAUGACACCGACCUCAUGUCCCAGCCGACGGAUCUAUUCUCCCAGCCUCAACCAGUUCCAGUUUCCAUGCACUCAGAUCUACUAGGGAGUGAGCCACCGGUUCCUGAGGUAACCCCCGCUCAACCCUCUAACAUAAUAGAACAAUCAGCUCAACUAGGUUCCGCUCCUCCGAAACCGAAGCCUCCAAAACCACCUCCUCCGAGCAGACCUGUCGAGUUACCUAAAGUCGAAACCACGCUGGCUACAGGCGACGUCGAUAAGCUGAGCAUUACUUCCGGGGAGGUGCUGCGUAGCGCGGACUCUUCGGCAGAUGUCUCCAUCACCAACGAGCUUCCCACAGACUCCUCGCUGAGGAAGGCGAGUAUCGGCUCGUCCCAACCGACGUCGAGGAAGACCUCUCGGGACUUCGCCUCCAACGACAUCUUCAACUCUCAGGUCCACUCGAGGAAGUCGUCCCGAGCCUCCGUCGACAGCUACAAGGCCCCUUCGGCGGCAGGGUCCCGGAAACCCUCUCAGUCGUCGGGCAAGGACAUCCCGACGCCGGGCGAUCCUCCCGCUUUCGCGUCUCCACACUCGGAGGUGGCGCACACCCAGCCGAGUCCUGGCACCCACUCCGAGUUGGAAAACGACGUCUUCGCGCCGGCUGAGCCGACGAUCCAAUCGGAUCAAGGUUUUCCGCCUCAACAAGUGGAUGCGUUCGGCGCUUCCCAAUCGACUGAUGCUUUCAGCGCUGUUCAACCCGCGGAUGCUUUCGGCACGGUUCAACCCGCGGAUGCUUUCGGCUCUGUUCAACCCACGGAUGCUUUUGGCUCCGCUCAACCAACGGAUGCUUUCUCGAGUGUUCCUCCUGCGGAAGCCUUCACCAGUGCUACUUCGAGGGACGCGUUUUCGAGCGUGCCAAGCUAUGCGGCGCCUCCGAGCACGAACGUGUUCGCCGCGCCAGCGACGACGGUGACUCCGGCUAGGAGUCCGUUCGAUGCUGCCCAGGAAGACGAGUUCGAUGCCUUCGCAGCUAAAUUCGAUAGCGCCGUCACGAAGGCGCCUGCCGCGGAUCCGUUUGCGGCAACGAGCGCAUUUGGAGAUGACUCAGCAGCUCCAGCGGAUGGAGAAUCCGGCUUUGGAACAGGCGACACAUUUGAUGCAUUUUUAGCUCUUCAAGAACCGCCGCCUGUACCUCAGAGUACCCCUGCGAGAGUUCAGAAAGGAGACUCACAAGACUCAGAUGAAGCUGGGGAUGGGUUCAAUGUAUUUAUUAAGCCAAAGGGUGCUCAAGAUGCUCAGUUUGAUGCAGGAAUUUUACCAUCGUUAGCCCCACCACCGAAGAGUCCUCAAGGUAGCAGUGCUUUUCAAGACACGGCCCCUCGAUUCAAUCCUUUCGAUGCGCCAGCUACAACUCCCGGAGAGCUCAUAUUCGCACCACCCUCCGAGGGUGUCAAAGUGGAAAGGACGGAUUCUCAAGAGACGCCACCCACACCUCUGUUUGACGAAGACGUUUCUCAACCUCUGGAGCCUUUUCCAAGGAUUCAUUACACCGGCCUUGGUUGGGAAAUGCAACUCAGGCAGCCUAAUAAGAAAAAGAUCACAGGUCAAAGGUUUUGGAAGAAAAUCUGGGUUCGCCUCGUUUUCCAAGGAGAGACUCCUGCUUUGCAGCUACUGAAUAAGCAAGAGGACAAAGAUCCUUUCCAAGAGUUGCCACUGCAGCCUUGUUACUCUGUAUCAGAGAUUGGUGCUCAACAGUAUGAUAACUUUGGUAAAAUAUUUACCGUCAAACUACAGUUCGUGUUUUACAAAGAGCGACCAGGUAUUCGACCUGGACAGCACACGAAGGCGGAAAGGCUGACCAAUAAACUGAGUCAGUUUGCCGCGUACGCAAUCCAAGGAGACUAUCAAGGAUGCAAGGAAUUUGGGAGCGAUCUUAAAAAACUGGGACUGCCUGUUGAGCACGCUCCACAGAUCUCGCAGUUGUUCAAGCUCGGCUCUCACAACUACGAGGACAUGAAGCAAUUCAGUGUGUGCAUAGAAGAAGCGUUGUUCAAGCUACCAGCGCACAGGGACCGAGCGCUGAACUACAAGAUGGAAGAGGUUCAGAUUACAGCCGUCGAUGAGAUUUACGUCGAACAAACCGAGUUCGGAAUCGUCGAAAAACAAAUCGCAAGAGUUCGACUUUUCUUCCUCGGAUUUUUGUCUGGUAUGCCGGACGUGGAAUUGGGUGUGAACGACAUGGUGCGGCAGGGGAAGGAGGUGGUCGGUAGACAUGACAUCAUUCCGGUCGUCACUGAGGAGUGGAUUCGUCUGGAAGCUGUCGAAUUCCACAACUGCGUUCAACUGGACAAUUACGAAACGAAUAAAACAAUAAGAUUCAAACCACCAGAUGCCUGUUAUAUUGAACUAAUGAGGUUUCGAGUUAGACCACCUAGGAAUCGUGAGCUACCUUUGCAGCUGAAGACAACUAUGUGCAUCACCGGAAACAAGGUUGAUUUGCGGGCUGAUAUAUUGGUCCCUGGCUUCACGAGUAGAAAACUAGGUCAAAUACCCUGUGAAGAUGUGAUGGUACGAUUCCCUAUCCCCGAGUGCUGGAUAUACUUGUUCCGAGUCGAAAAACAUUUCCGCUACGGCUCAGUGAAAUCAGCUCACCGAAGGACGGGUAAAGUAAAAGGUAUCGAGAGGUUCCUGGGAGCAGUUGACAAUCUAGAGCCGCAACUAAUGGAGGUGACCUCGGGUCAAGCAAAAUAUGAGCAUCAGCACAGGUCAAUAGUCUGGCGGAUGCCCCGAUUGCCCAAGGAGGGUCAAGGAGCUUACACGACGCAUAAUUUCGUUUGCAAGAUGAAUCUGACGUCGUACGAUCAGAUCCCCGAGGAGCUGAGCAAAUACUGCUACGUGGAGUUCACGAUGCCCACCACCCAAGUAUCGCACACGACGGUUCGCUCCGUAUCGAUCCACGACUCGGACAGCGAUAAUCCUCCGGAAAAGUACGUGCGGCAUUUGGCACGCCACGAAUACAGGGUUGGCAUUGAAUUCACUCAAGCUGAGGGCCCGAAUGAGUACAUCGCUGCAACAAGGAAAACACAACCGGCGACGAUUCAAGAACAACCCGCUGCCCCUCCACCCGCACCUGAUUCAGACAGCGACUCUUCAGGCUAAGCCGCGGUGCCGUGCUUUUCAAAUAAAACCUUCGAAAUUAAAGUUGUAUUUAAUAAAAAAUUGUGUUUACUCUAUUCCUAUGGAUCUCAAAUAGAUGACAGUAAGAAAAAAUUAUCUUCAUGGGAGUACACUCUAAUUGAAGUAAGUCAGUUUCCUUGAAUAAACCGUCUCGAGAAAAUCAGGCCUUGUUUUUAAAAUCUGGGACAUGUUUUGAAAACUUGAGCAGUAUUUUCUCAUAAUGCUUUUCGGUUAUAAUAUGAUACUAUUGGUGUCAUGGUGAUAUCAGCUUACAAACAGUACGUGGGCAUAAUGUAACUUGGGUUUUCAGUUUAAUUUAAAAUAUUUGCCUGAAAGCUGUAAAAUCUACUUAAUGAAGGAAAUUGAUAAGUUGCCUCUGUUCUCUCCCGAAAUUUGGGGGAAAAAAUUAUUUAAAUUUUUUAAAAAAAAACAUGAAUGGACGGUGAAUACGUUAAAAUGAGUUGAAAGACCGCGCGUUACUUUCUAAUUUUGUUAUUCUUGUACUGUAUGCCCUGUUUAUUUUACUGAUUCUGAAGAAACAUAGGAGGUAUUAUUCCAGGUGUCCUUAAAUCGGUCAACAUAUAUGUUUUUUCUGCAAACAUUUUAAAUCAAAACUGAAAUUAAUGGGAGCCUAUUCCCGGUUUUAAAAUCGGAAUAAUUCCAAAGAUAAUAUUACAUCAUGCAUAAGGGAUACGUAUAGAAACAAAGCGAAAAGAAAAAUAAUUAUUUGAAUAAAAUUUUGAUUACUGUUUCAGAGAACAGGUGCUUGGAGAGCACAGAAUUAAUGUAAUUACUCUCAGUGUCAUCUGCUUGAUACUCUACUAAAAUAACCAUAGGUGAACUUGGCUUUGUCAAUCAUUUGAAGACAAAUCAGGGCUCUCCAUGAAAAUAACUCCAGGUAGAUAAAAAGUGAAUGUAUCGAAAACGUAAAUAUAAUUUAGAGGUUGUGCGAUCUUUGGAUCAAAAUAUACUGCAAUUUCAACAACUUGGAUCUAAUAUACGUAAUAGAAUUGGGAGCCCUUGUAAUUUAAUAGAUUCGUACUUUUUGCUGAUUUCUCUCUCUUUUUUAACUGUAAAAAGCACUAGUUUAGUGAAUGCACUGAAAAUUGUUUUUGAUAUACACUCAGUUAUCUGUGAGAUUUAUUUUUGUUCAAGACAUUUUUCUAAUACAUUUGGUAUCAGUGCAAUAUGUUCUCUUGGAAUUUGCCCUUCGUGAAUUCUUUGUGUGAGCGUUUCAACCGAAUGGAAACAAAAAGUAUUUUUAGUUAAUUUAGAGAUAUAUUAAUACUUGUUGAUAAUACUUAUUUUAAAAGGUAUUUUUGCAUAUCAUGAAUAAAAAGCGGCUUGUGUACUUAAAUAGGGUAUCGCUGAGUUUAUUCAAAUGUUAGAUUUAGGCCAAUGCUGUAAUUUUCAUCAAUUUUCUUUUCUGACCUUCACGAGACUCAAAUGAAAUCAUAAAUACUACAUUUAAUUGUAAGAUAUUGUAUCUGUUAGCAUUAAUCAGUAUCAAUCUGUUUCUUGUAUGGCUUAUUUUAUUUUUCCUCCUAAAUAUAAUCAAUUUCGUCUGAAAACAUAUUCCAGCAGUUGUAUGAGUUUUGCCUGGAAAAAUUCUCAAAACUUCCCCUAAAUAAAUAGACGAAGGCAGCUUAAAAGACACUAGGGUACCUAAUGCUAAUUGCUAAAUUGCAUUAAACCUUUUUUCUAAACUUCCAAAGGCCUUGAGGUGUUUUUUAUAAAUUCGACCUGCUUGGAAAACUGGCUUAUAAUUUCUCUGACAAUGUCACUAGUACUGCGUAUAGAAUAUUGAAAAAAGCCGGCUGUUGUGUAUGAGAUUGUGGCAAUAUAGCUCAUCAUUUCUGAAACUUCAUCCUGAAAAGUAUUUAAAAAAUAGGUACUUUUCAUCAAUGGUCAGCAACUGAUAAGAACGGUACCUUCAUGGCAAAUUACUUUUAAUUUCUCUCCAUUGAUAAUUGAUUGUCUAAGCAAAAUAAAUACUUUUAUUACUCUUGUUUUAGGUUAUAAAGUAACGACAAUACUAUUUUUAGAACAUACCUACUCUUAGAGCCUAUGCACUAACAUUCAAAGAUCAUCCUCUCCCUGCUAAUCCCUUGAAUUGACCAACAAUUACACAAUGCCUACAAAUGUUUUUCCCCCUUGACCGCUGCAUUUGACUGAUUAUGUGAAAAAAAUCAUCGGCUUUCCCCCAAUGUCAGCCUGUUUUUGUUUUUUUCUUAAAUUUAAGAUUGUGUUUUUACGCGGUAUGAAUGUCUUUUCGUUUUGAAAAAAAAAAA
Bemisia tabaci is the source of this 6213-nucleotide messenger RNA. RefSeq names its product stoned B (gene stnB). NCBI's taxonomy places the organism in Eukaryota, Metazoa, Arthropoda, Insecta, Hemiptera, Aleyrodidae. Gene Ontology annotation, cellular component: clathrin adaptor complex. The record is from RefSeq and is a predicted model, not a curated record. Gene Ontology annotation, biological process: endocytosis; intracellular protein transport.